Messenger RNA from Magallana angulata, 889 nucleotides. RefSeq lists its product as uncharacterized. The transcript has 3 exons. NCBI's taxonomy places the organism in Eukaryota, Metazoa, Mollusca, Bivalvia, Ostreida, Ostreidae. The record is from RefSeq and is a predicted model, not a curated record. The coding region runs from base 90 to 848 and encodes 252 amino acids.
GCUCAUUGUGUAAUUGCUACAUAAAUAUAAGCUUGAAACUCCGAUUGUCGGUGCAUUUCUCCAAAUAUUUUCCAAAGAACGAGAGCAUCAUGGAAAUUGUUGGUAAAAUUGAAUUGGUUCUCUUGAUUAUUUUCAACAGUGGUCUGCCGACAAAGAGUCAAUGGAUUACAGAGCGGCCACUACAAGACAUCGGUUACAAGUUCGAAUCGAUCAGUCGAUAUGUGGAGACGUCACCAGGGGGUGACAGGAAAGCGUGGUUUACGAUAAUAAUGCAGGCACCAAAUAACGCCGAACCUCGGCCAAGUGAUCCUAGAUUGACCUGGAUGAGAGUGUCCAAUGUAAAUAGUGCCGUGUCCUUCUUCCAAGCAAAUCUAAAUAACACUUUCAUCAAAGCAACAAAAUCCUACAGUAUCCCGAAAAUCUGGCUCUCGUCUGGAACUGAUGAAUUUUCUUUCCAAAUGAACGAAGUGUCAACCCAGGAGACACAGACGCAAUUCAAAGGAAACUCAUGCCAGUUCGGAGUUGAGAAAAAACGGAGCGUGGAUGGGAAAACGCACUUUAAAAUAAUUCUGGGAAAUUGCGACAGCAUUCCUUAUUUCUACGCACAGCUGAAGAAUGAAAAUGAUAAACUUUUAUUCCGGGAACUAUCUACGUACUUUUCCCAAACGGAGGAAAUGGCGUCACAAGCUGACAACACCAAGUACAGAACUUGUACUGUUGAUACGUUGGCUAUUGUAGAAGCUGGGUUAAGCUUUAAGCUUGACUUUACUUUCAGCAUUUUCAAUGAAAAUUUUGGUGACGAUGUUCUAGAAGGUUUCAUGUAUAUGUACAAUGUCUUAACAAUCUAACAUGUACUGUUAAAUAGAAAUAAAAUCACAGCAACAAGAUA